AUGAGUUCCCGCAGCUCGAGCAAUGUUUCAUCCAACAAGAUGAGAAUUCGCUCAUUUCCAACUCACAUGGAUGAACACUAUGUGUCACAAAUCUGGGAUCUUCUAAAACGAGCAAUCGAGGAAAUUCAGCGAAAGAAUAAUUCCGGCUUGAGUUUUGAGGAGCUUUAUAGAAAUGCGUACACAAUGGUCCUUCACAAACAUGGCGAGAAAUUAUAUAAUGGACUGCGGGAAGUUAUAAUCAGCCAUUUAUCCGAGGUUAGGGAUCAGAUUGUAGCGUCAAUGGAUCAAGGUAACUUCUUGGAUUCACUCAACGCGGCUUGGACAGAUCAUACCGUUGCGAUGGUUAUGAUUCGUGAUAUUUUAAUGUAUAUGGAUCGUAUUUAUGUUAAACAAAAUGGCCAGGAGGUCUUACCAGUUUAUAAUCUUGGGCUUAAAUUAUUCAAAGAAGAGGUGCUGCGACAAAAUGGGAUUGGCGAAUGUUUGCGAGCGAAUUUAUUGAAUCUCAUCAAUCUUGAUAGAAAAAAUAACCAAAUCAGUUGGGGUGGAAUUAAAUCAACAUGUCGAAUGCUUAUUGAUUUGGGUCUUGACAAUCGCCGAACUUAUGAAGAAGAAUUUGAAGAACCGCUACUGAAGGAAACCGCUGAUUACUAUCGCGAAGUUUGCAAUAAAUGGCUUUCGGGUGAAAAUGAUGCCUGCUAUUAUUUGUCAAGAGUGGAGAACUGUAUGCAUGAAGAAGCCACUCGAGCUCAUCGCUAUUUGGAUUCAGAAACGGAGGCUAAAAUUUUACGGCACAUGAACACCAUUGUAUAUAUGGAUAAUGGUGGAGUGAAAUUCAUGCUUCAACAUAAGAGAAUCGAGGAUCUCACAAGAAUCUUCCGCAUUUUCAAGAGAAUCAAACCAAAUGAUCCUGUCGAAUCUGGUCUCAAAGUUCUUCUCAAAGCCAUUAGCGAGUAUUUAACCGAAACUGGUAAUGCAAUUGUGAAAGAUCCAGAACUGGCUAAGAAUCCUGUCAAUUUUGUCGCUGAGCUUCUCCAACUUAAAGAUUACUUCUCGACUCUUCUGACGACCGCUUUCAGCGACGAACGUGAAUUCAAAAACAAAUUCCAGCACGAUUUUGAAUCGUUCAUUAAUUCGAACAAACAAUCGCCUGAAUAUGUUGCCUUGUACAUGGAUGAUAUGCUCAAGAAUGGCAUGAAAUGCGUUUCGGACGCGGAAAUGGAUAAUCGACUGGAUAAUAUCAUGAUACUCUUUCGAUAUCUUCAAGAAAAAGAUGUGUUUGAAAGAUAUUUCAAACAACAUCUCGCCAAACGAUUGUUGCUCGAUAAAUCGUGUUCCGAUGACGUUGAGAAGGCGUUGAUUGGAAAAUUGAAAACUGAAUGCGGUUGCCAAUUCACGCAGAAGCUUGAGAGUAUGUUCAGGGACAAAGAGUUGUGGGCUACGCUGGGAGCUGCGUUCCGUGAUUAUCAGAAUGAUAAUCCUGCUAUUGUUGCCCAGAGCUCUCCAAUUGAUAUCAACGUACGUGUACUUACUGCUGGAGUAUGGCCAACACAGCAAUGCAAUCCAGUUGUGAUCCCAGCUGAAUGUCACGCGGCAUAUGACCUCUUUUCAACUUUCUACACCGCCAAACACAAUGGACGCAAACUGAGCCUGAACACAUUGCUAGGAAGCGCCGAUGUGAAGGCAACCUUCUAUCCUCCGCCAAAAGGUUCAUCGGCUUCGUCUCAAAAUGCGCCUGGACCAUCGACUGCACCGCCGUUGGGCAAAGCCGAACACAAAAUUCUGCAGGUUAAUACUCAUCAGAUGAUAAUUCUGUUGCAUUUCAACUAUCGUGCUCGAUGUACCUAUCAAGAACUUUUGGAUGAUCUUCAAAUACCGGAGAAAGAGUUGAAGCGCAACUUGCAAUCGCUAGCCAUGGGAAAACCAUCGCAAAGAAUUUUGGCGCGUAAGGGAAAGGGAAAAGAUAUUGACAAGCUUGAUGAGUUCUUCGUCAAUGACAGCUUCUCGUCGAAAUUGACUCGUGUCAAAGUGCAAAUGGUUUCUGGUAAAGCGGAAACUGAGCCCGAAAUCAAGGAAACUCGUGGAAAAGUCGAGGAAGACCGCAAAUUGGAGGUCGAGGCGGCGAUUGUCCGUAUCAUGAAGGCUCGCAAACGUUUGGAUCACAAUAAUCUAGUCACUGAGGUCACGCAACAAUUGCGUCAUCGCUUCCUGCCGAAUCCAGUCGUGAUCAAGAAGCGAAUCGAAACAUUGAUUGAACGCGAAUAUUUGGCUCGUGAAGAAUCGGACCAUCGUCUCUAUAGAUACAUUGCUUAA
Molecule: messenger RNA, 2310 nt
Organism: Caenorhabditis bovis
Lineage: Eukaryota; Metazoa; Nematoda; Chromadorea; Rhabditida; Rhabditidae
Source: the annotation of a GenBank genome assembly